Oncorhynchus kisutch (coho salmon) is the source of this 3172-nucleotide messenger RNA. Its product is annotated as dual specificity protein phosphatase CDC14A-like. NCBI's taxonomy places the organism in Eukaryota, Metazoa, Chordata, Actinopteri, Salmoniformes, Salmonidae. The transcript has 17 exons. Gene Ontology annotation, biological process: protein dephosphorylation. Bases 166 to 1860 code for a protein of 564 amino acids. The record is from RefSeq and is a predicted model, not a curated record.
ACCAAAGGAAAAACUGAGCAAGAGCGAACAACUGCGCUUCGGAUGACACCCUAGCUGGAAAGCAAGGAUCGACAUUAUAAAGCACCGAAAACUAAAACAACCGCAGGGCAGACAGAUCUCACUGUGCCAUUUGGAGAUGCUCGCAGUGCAUGCAUAAAAACAAGAAUGAAGCGCAAAAGCGAAAAAAGGCGACCUGAGUCGAUGAAAAAGCGCCGUGCAGCCCAGAGAGAGGAGGCGGAGCUAAAGUCAGAUAUUCACAUUAGUGUAUCAGAUCAACUGUAUUUCGCAGUACUGCAGCAGAAGAUAAAAAGCACAGCUGACAGACAUUGCUUCUGCAUAGAUGAUGAGCUGUCAUAUGAAAACUUCUAUGCAGACUUUGGCCCGCUCAACCUGGCCAUGUUUUAUCGCUUCUGUUGCAAGCUCACUAAAAAGCUCAAGUCAUGCACACUAGCAAAGAAGAAGAUAGUCUUCUACACCUGUGGAGAUCAAAAGAAACAAGCCAACGCUGCUUAUCUCAUUGGUUCAUAUGCAGUGAUGCAUCUUCAGAAGACGCCAGAGGAAGCCUACAGUCUACUGGUGUCCAGGAACUCUACCUACUUACCCUUCAGAGAUGCCUCUUUUGGAACCUGCAUGUACAAUCUGAACAUUCUAGACUGCCUGUGCGCCAUAUACAAGGCUCUGCAGUUUGGCUGGCUUGAUUUCUCCCAGUUUGAUGUGGAGGAAUACGAACAUUACGAGAGAGCAGAAAAUGGAGAUUUCAACUGGAUAGUUCCUGGAAAAUUCCUAGCGUUCAGCGGUCCUCAUCCAAAAAGCAAAAUGGAGAACGGUUACCCUCUUCAUGCCCCCGAGGCCUACUUUCCUUACUUCAGGAAACACAAUAUCACAACCAUCGUCCGUCUCAACAAGAAGAUGUAUGACGCCAAGCGUUUCACCGACAUGGGCUUCGAGCACCACGACCUCUUCUUCGUGGAUGGGAGCACGCCAAACGACUCCAUCGUCAGGAUGUUCCUCAACAUCUGUGAGAACGCAGACGGAGCUAUUGCUGUUCACUGCAAAGCUGGUCUGGGUCGAACAGGCACCCUGAUAGGCUGCUACAUGAUGAAGCACUACCGCCUGACUGCGGCUGAGGCCAUCGCCUGGAUGCGGAUCUGCCGGCCCGGAUCAGUCAUCGGACCACAACAAAACUUUGUGGAAGAUAAGCAGAGCAGUCUGUGGUCGGAGGGCGACGUGUUCCGGGAGAAAAUGAACGAGCAGGAAAACGGCAAGCUGGCUGUCACCAGGAUCCUGUCGGGGGUUGAUGACAUCACCAUCAAUGGCAGCAACAAGAACAAGAUGUCCAAGAAAGAAGAGGCGGAACUGUAUAAUGACGAUGAGGAGAUGAAUGGCAUCACGCAGGGUGAUAAACUGCGAGCCCUGAAAAGCAAGAGACAGGCCAGGGCAUCCACAGGCUCCCUAUCACAAGAAGAAAAAAACAUCCACAGCAGGUCAUCGCAGUCUUUAAGGAUUCUCCUUCAGUCCAGUGGGCAGAGCUGUAAAGCUGUGGUGAACCCCUCCCAUCUCCCUGAUGCCUCUGAGAAAAGGAAGAGAACCAGAACCUCACUGCCUGCCAAUAGUGUGGGGGGCAGCUCCCUGUGCCACUCCAGACUAGCCAGGUCUCUAGACAGCAUGCAUGUAGUGACCAGUGACAGAGAGCCAGUGUGCCGUGAGCCCAGUUGUUGCCGUAGAGACACAGUCAACCUGCCCAACCUAAACAUGCUGCAGGCCCCUCGGAAGACGCACUGUGUCCAGAAGACGGAGAACUCGAUGCUCUUUACAAUCAAUGCGCUCAACGAGACUAUGUCACUCCAUACCAAAAGCUAGAGCUCCUCUACUGCGCUGAGCCUGGGGUCCCGGAAUUCUAAGAGUGGACUCCUGUAGAAGUCUACCCUACAGCUCCUAAAAAUUGAGAUUUUGUUUUAAUUUCUUAAAAGGGACUGUUGUUACUUAUUAUUAUUUUUCUUGAACCAGUCCAGUCGAUUUUUGAUAAAGGGAUGAUGUUCGAUGAGGAAAUGAUGCAUCUGAUUGUGAAUGGGAAGAACGAGUUAUCAGAUAUGAUUAAGAUGUAAACCAUGUUUGGUUGGUUUGGAAUGAAUUUUCCAACUCUCUUUAUCAAAAGGCACCUUAUUUUAUUGUAUAUUUCACUGUUUAUCGUGGAAGAAAAUUAAAAAAAGGUUGUGUGCAUCUUAAAAUGAAACCCUGUUCUCUAUACAUUAGUCCUGGCCAUAAGUAAUGGGAAUAGAGUUCCAUUUCACACAUUUGUUGCCUGCUUCUUUACAUACUAGUAGAAGGUUGCCAUAGCAAUCCAGGCUGAUCCUGAACCAUCAGACUGUCAAUCUGCUUUUUGGUGAAGGUCCUCCAGAGGUAGGCACCGUCCACUUUUCUUAACCUGUUGUAUGAUCUAGAUCAGGUCAUGUCCAGCUGUUUGGAAGUUGAGGUGUUUUGUAGAUGAAAUCAUUUGUGAAAAGCUCAUGUCGGCCCUCUUGAACAUGCACCAUGUCUACUCUAGGGGGUAUGCUCUUUGGGGAGCAUCUUUCAGAAUGUUAUAGACAGAAAUGUAAUGCACAGAAGUAAUAUAAUGCCACCCUCUUUUUUUUUUUAUAAUCAAAUGGUUUGUCCAGAGUUGUAAAUCCUCAUUUCGCUUGUUGUAUUUCACUUGGCUCUAUUCAAUCCGUAUCGCGGGAAGUUCAACGUUCCCGAUUGAUUGAAAUUGAAUGGCAAUGUUCCCGCGUUAGCAGACACUGCAUUCUCGGUAAACUCUGCAUAUGUCCGGUCAAUCAGAAAUGAUCUUUACAUUUCUAGCGCUUCAGCGACGCAGACUGAAUAGCACCCUUAAUAUGCUCCAGCUUUCUUUCAUUCUCCAGUGAAGCUUCCAGUCGGUUGUCUUUUUUUGUUGAGCUGCUGUACUUAAACUGUAAAUAAGUCAACAUUUUGAUAUACUGAAAAAUGUAUUUGUACUUUGUAAAUAUUUUUGUACUUGUUAUGAUCAACCAUGCUAUCAAUUGUAAUCAGUCUUACAUACAAAAUGGUCCUAAAGGGGCCUCAUCUCAUUCAUAAUUAUUGUGCAUUAUAUAUCUGCUCGGAGCACAAGGAGUAUACCAGCUUUCUAAAAUUAAAUGCCACCAAUUAUACUGAC